AUGGGAGGAAGCGUGGGCCUGAAUCCAAACGGCGGAGCCCAUUGGGAUAUAAAGAGACGAUUAAAGGAUCGUUAUAUCAACACCAACUUUCCGCUGGAUACGAUUGUUAUGGAGAAAAACAGCGCAGAUUUCGAAGAGCGAGUUAUCAAAGCCAGUCAAAAUGCACAACACAUCGCAGAUAUACUUCGCAAGCACAGUUCGGUUGAGCAAGUCUAUUAUCCCAAGGGAAGCCCGACACAACAACUUUACGAGAAAAACAAACGUCCAGGAAAGGGGUAUGGAUAUCUGCUGUCUAUUCGUUUCAAGACUCCAGCAGCUGCCAUCGCGUUCCACGACGUUCUUGAUGUGGCAAAAGGGCCAAAUUUGGGGACCAACUUCACUCUAGGUUGUGCAUAUACGCUCUUCGCGCAUUACGACGAGCUUCAAUGGGCUGAGGAGUAUGGUGUUGUUAAGCAUUUGUACGAAUCAGUGUGGGGAUCGAGAAUGAGAGAUUCUUGGACGAGGUCAUCAAGACAGCUCUGGAUGCAGCUGAACGAGCGAGCCCUGAGAAAACAAUUACAACUCGCUGAAUACCCUGCCGAGAUUCCUAACGAUGUCUCCUCCUGUGUGACCCUUAGCCUCGCCUACGUACGACUCAUCCGAGAUGACCCCAAUGACAAACACAAAUUCCUCGCCGGCAGCUCCCUCGACAUAAGUACAAGACUCGAACUCUCCAUCUACGUCUUUCCCCGAGGUCUCAACCGCUCCGGCGGCGUGACAGGCUAUAAUUCUGUCGCCCACAACUGGAAAUCCAUCUUCGGUUCCACCACGACCUCUUAUUUAACAGAGUAUUGA
Messenger RNA from Fusarium odoratissimum NRRL 54006, 834 nucleotides. RefSeq lists its product as uncharacterized. The record is from RefSeq and is a predicted model, not a curated record. The coding region runs from base 1 to 834 and encodes 277 amino acids. Lineage: Eukaryota; Fungi; Ascomycota; Sordariomycetes; Hypocreales; Nectriaceae. Gene Ontology annotation, biological process: transsulfuration. The transcript has 3 exons. Gene Ontology annotation, molecular function: cystathionine gamma-synthase activity; pyridoxal phosphate binding.